Messenger RNA from Myxocyprinus asiaticus (Chinese sucker), 6379 nucleotides. RefSeq names its product tumor necrosis factor ligand superfamily member 11-like. The coding region runs from base 3081 to 3854 and encodes 257 amino acids. NCBI's taxonomy places the organism in Eukaryota, Metazoa, Chordata, Actinopteri, Cypriniformes, Catostomidae. Gene Ontology annotation, cellular component: membrane. The transcript is spliced from 4 exons. The record is from RefSeq and is a predicted model, not a curated record. Gene Ontology annotation, molecular function: tumor necrosis factor receptor binding. Gene Ontology annotation, biological process: immune response.
AGGCAGAAAAAAACAUCCUCACGGUGACUCCACAGUCUGUGAAACAUGGGAAGGAUUCUGGCGUGGUGCUCGCUCUCAUCCUGUGUGUACAGUACCACGCUUACAGGAGAACUAUUAAUAACCUCCUGAGGCCUGCUCAGCAUAGAGGAAAAGUGCCUGCCAGUGGUUUUGGCUGGUUUGCUUUCAACACUGCCUGGUUUUGGCCGUCUGUCAUACUCUGAUGGAGUGCUGGGUUCGGCUUAUUCAACUACCUUCUGGCUUGGGCAAGAACAGCUCACAUGGCAAAACAAAAGGGUAUAAAUACCACCCAAACCUUCCUGCCGCAGCCCCAGCGCCUGCAUUUUGUGGAAAAUUGCUGAAGGAACGAGAAACCCAUGGCAAAACGAGUUCUCACGGUAUAUUAAUGACUCUUGAGUGAAUGUGGCGUGCUGUGGGAUGACAGCCGCUGCAAGGCCAGCCAAGUUCACAAGGUCACGGAGGGUGCUUGAAUCAGGCUUGUCUGGCCUUGCCCUAAUUUUGGAACGAGAAUGCAGGUGACUUGAUGGUCUUCCGCAGGAAUCUGCUUUCCCAAAACACUGCAAGCGGACACAAGUUGCACAGAAGUCACUCAAAAUUCAGUGUGGCAGAGAGUGAUAAUUGUGGUUCUGAAAAAAACGGAUCUAGUGGUAGAGCAUUGCUCUAAGUUUUCACCGCUGCAGACUGCCUGAAUGGGAGAAAAGCCAAGCUCUGCACAUGAACUGUGUUGACAUCAUUGAUUCUCUAACAUUUCACAAACUCACGUUUUCUCCAUUGUAACUGCCUAAAAUAAUUUCAAAAACAGUUUUUCAGCAUUGAAAAGCCACAUUUUUAGUUUUGUAAGCUGUUCUUUGUGACAUCAAUUCAACUUGGCAAAAACAAGAGGACUUUCAGUUUGUUUAAAAGUUAGCAUAAACAUUCAGUGAAUCACUCGUCCUCUUCAGGAAUGGAUACCGGAUAUCUACAAACUGAGUGUCAUUUGAAAAAUCUGUUUUUCAGUUGUGAAUACUGCACUCAGUAUUGAGCUGUUUGAUGCAGUACGGAUUGUAUAGGAACCAAAAAGUGUGUUUUAGCAGCACUAAUGAGCUGCCUUCUUAGACAACAUUUUUGGAAUAUGCAUACUGCAUGAUGCCCUAGGUAGGAAGCUCAGCUCACUAGGUUGUUUUUUUCCCUCUUUCUAGGAAGGUAUGACAAUACAGAGAAUAUCCCAAAAUGCUGUCAAUAUAGAGGGCUUACUAUAUGACAAAAGCUGUCUAAGAAGGCAGCUCACUAGGUUAUGGGUCUGGUUAGGAAUGUAGCUCACUAGAUAUGACACCCAAAAUGUUGUCUAGGUAAGCAGCUCAUUAGGUAUGACCCCUUAAAUGCUGUCCAGAUAGGCAGCUCACUAGGUUUGUUUUUCUGUCUAUAUUGGCUGCUCACUAGGUGUGACACUCAAAAAUGCUAUCUAGGUAGGCAGCUCACUAUGUAUAACACCCAAAAAUGCUGUUUCUGUAGCCAGCUUACUAGGUUUCCAUUGGUCUAGGUGAGCAGCUAACUACAUACGACACCCAAAAAUGCUGUUUCUGUAGUUAAUUCACUAGGUUUUUAUCUGUCUAGGUAGGCAGCUCAAUACUGUAUGUUUAACAUCCAAAAUGCUGUUCCUGUAGGCAGCUCACUAAGUGUUUAUCUGUCUAGGUAGGCAGCUCACAUGACACCCAAAAACAGUGACUUGUUAGGCACCUCACUAGGAUUUGUGUAUGGGUAUACAGGUCACAAGAUAUGACACCAAAAAUGCUGUCUAGGUAGGCAGCACACUGGGCAAAACAGCCAAAAAUGCUGGUUCUGUAGGCAACUCACUAGGUUUCUGUCUGUCUAGUUAGGCAGCUCACUUGACAUGACUCCCAAAAAUGCUGACUAGUUAGGCAGCUGUCUAGGAUUUUUGUCUGGGAACGCAGGUCACUAGAGAUGACACCAAAAAAUGCUAUCUUGGUAAACAGCUCAGUGAGUAUAACAUACAAAAAUGCUGCAUCUGUAGGCAGCUUGCUAUGUAUCUAUCUGUCUAGUUAGGCAGUUUACUGCAGUAGAUAUGACACACAAAAAUGCUAAGUAGGCACCACACUGGGUAUAACACCCAAAAAUGCUAGAGGCAGCUCACUAGGUUUUCUGUCUGUCUAGGUAGGCAGCUCAUUAGAUAUGACACCCAAAAAUGCUGAUUAGUUAGAGAGCUCACUAAGAUUUGUGUCUGGGUAUGCAGGUCACUAGGUAUGACACCACAAAUGCUGUCUAGGUAGGCAGAUCACUGGGUAUAACACCCAAGAAUGCUGUUUCUGUUGGCAGCUCACUAGGUUUUUAUCUGUCUAGUUAGACAGCUCACCGGGUAGAACACCCAAGAAUGUUGUUUCUGUAGGCAGCUCACUAGUUUUUAUCUGUCUAGGUGUGCAGCUUACUGCAGUAGAUAUGACACCCAAAAGUGCUGACUAGUUAGACAGCUCACUAGGCAUGUGUCUAGGUAGGCAGCUUACUAGGUUUUGAGACAGCCACUGUUUUAUGAUGUCUCAGUAUUACAUUAGGAGCCAACAAUAUUAUUUCACUUCAGGAAGUAUUAGCAAUUAUCAACACACAAUUGUAAUGAGUUUAAAGUUCAAGAUCUUUAUAAUUACACACUAGUCAUCGUAACUCUUACUGGUGUUAGGAACAUAUCCCUUAAAUCUCAAACACAUAACAUUUUGAGUGUUUUAUAUUGUGCAGAAAAAAAAAUGAUAUCCUAAAACUUGAUCUAAUCAAAACAUUUAUGAGCAGGAAGGACAGGCAUUUCAAAGUUAUUGUAGUCAUCAUGUGGUAAUCUCUUUAGACAGCAAUAAAACAACCUACUCCAGCAACCUGUUCAGAACUGAACUGAAUGAAAAAAAAGGAAAGAAAGAAAAGGAAGCAUGAAAAAAUAAAAAAAAAGAUAGAUCAUCUCUGUCUAUUGUCUGAUUGGCUGUCUCCAAAGCCAACUGUAUUGCCCACCCACAUGUUUAUAUGAAUCCUUGAUCAUUUCUCAAGUCCUCCCACUGAGAACAGACCUGUGCAGCGAUCGAGCGCUCAUGGCAGCUAAUGAUUAUCGCGCGUACCUGCGGAAUCAUAUCGAUAUGGAAGAAGCUCCGGCGCGCGUCUCGCACACGGGCUCCACUCACAGAGCGCUCAUAUACGCCACGCUCGCUGUCAUGGGACUGCUGCAGGUCGUGUCGAGUGUAGCAAUUUUGUUGCACUUAACCGGUUAUCUCCGAGAGGUCGACCUUGCCUCAGCCCAGCAGAGUCCCAGUGAGGAAAUGCACAGUGAAACAUUAAUAGCAGAUCCUCUCAAAAGUAUGAAGGAGAAGAAGGAUAGAUGCCGAAAAAAGGAAACACGCAUGCCAUCGGCUCAUCUUCCUAUCAGGACAACCAGUGACUAUUCAAGCAAAGAUCCAAGUGCUAUAACCAUUCACUGGGAAGUAAAUCAAGGGACGCUGAAGAAGAUUACAUACCGUAAUGGGCGAAUCCUAGUGGAUGAGCCUGGCUAUUAUUAUGUAUAUGCCAAGACCUGCUUUCGAUAUUCUGAGGUACACGACUUGGACAAAGAGGAUGUCAGCAAUGUGCAGUUGGUACAAUACAUUUACCACGAGAAGCAAACCCAGUCUACAAUCAGACCGAUUCUGCUUACAAAAAGCGGUGGCACGUUGCAGUGGAAUACCAAGAGCUACAACAUGUACUGUGUGGAGCAGGGCAGAGGUAUCCAGUUAAAUAAGGGUGAUGGUCUCUUUGUCAACGUAUCCAAUUCAUGGCUUCUGGAUCGAGAAGCUGAGGGGACAUAUUUUGGUACUUUUAAGAUAAGCGAUUGACUUUGUUUUUGCUACUGAACAUGUUUAUGUACAUUUGACAACCUUACAAACUUUUUAAAAGUGAACAUGAACCACUGAGCACUUCUGUUAUUGAUCACUGACUUUUGAAUUUUUGUUCAAUAUUGAUUACAUUGUACGUCAUUUAAGAAUACAUUAGACAUAAUAACUCAUAACUAAUCAGUCAUGCCAUUGAAGGUCUUGAGUGCAUUUAAUAGGUUUUAUAUGUUUCCAUCCAGUCAAAAUACUACAGUGGUUUUUGUAGGGGUGCACCCAUACCGAUACUGGUAUCUGUCCAAUGCCAUUCGCAACCCAUUUUACUUCCACAAUUGGUCACGUUUCCAAGUGAAACAAGAUAUUCAAUGCCAACAAUGUAGGGUGGGCCUUGGUUCUGUCCAUUGGAGAAUUGAUUGGACUGUGAAAAGUGGGUUACAGAAGUAGAGAGGGUCCAUUUUGGAUUUAUGUCACUCUUAAAAUGCUCUGAUACAAACAUUAGAUAUCAUAUGUGCAUGCACCACAUCCGUUGCAUAAAUGUUGCCAUGCAAAGGAAUAACAGCAGAUGAACACAAAUGCCAACAGUAUGGAGAUAUAUCAGUGCCCAAAUUAGUCCAAAAAAUGACAGUCACAUUGUGAAUCAAGUAAUUAAAAAAAAAAAAAUACACAGACUUUCCGACACCACUCUGUGUCCCUGCUCGCUUAGUUCUCUGCCCAAUUCAUUGUACAUGAAUCAAGAAUGUAUUUAGAUUUUUUAUGCUUUAGUACUCAGCUAUUUACUCAAAACAUCAUAAACACACUGUCCUUAAUCAUCAGUAUUGAUAGAUAUUUUGGCUAGGCCUAUAUUUACCCAUUUUGAGAUUUUUGGCACGGCCGAUAACCCUUCUGUCAGUUCCAAAACUACAACUGCGCUGCACAACUUGUUAGAUAUUGAAUUUUUGAGUAAAUACUGUGUACAUUUUUUUCAUUUCAGCAUGUAUGGACAUCUCAAUUGCUAUAGUGAAAUUAUAUUAGCCUAUACAGUGGAAUAUGUGCAGUGGCCCCCCAAAAUAUUUGGACACUUAAGCCAUGCUUUCAGCUGUAUUAAUGUCAUUGCAUCAGUUAUCUGUAGCACUUUAUAAUCAGGUUACAUUUGUUAACAUUAGUAAAUGCUUUAGGUAUCAUGAACUAACAAUGACCAAUAUAAUUCUUAAAGUAUUUUUUCAUCUUUGUUAAUGUUAGUUCAUAAAAGUGCAAUUGUUCAUAGUUUGUUAAUGUUAGUCAGUAUUGCAUUAACUAAUGUUAACAAAUGGAAUCUUAUUGUAAAGUGUUACCAACAUAUCAAAACAAUUGGCAUCUACAAACAAAUAAUGCUGGAUAUGUUCUCAGAACUAACUUCACUUUUUAUAAUCAUUUGAUUAGAAUAAUUGGUAUCACUAAAUACUUUUUGGGCCUUUGUAUAUGUCACCAUUAUAUUGGCACCCCGCUCUAGUUAUCAGCAUAGGCAUUGAAGAACACAUAUUUGCCCAUCACUAAUAAUCAUUCUCACUAUACUGUACCUAAAAAAAAGACAGUGCUGCUAAAAGUAUGGUAUAUUUAUCAGCGUGUACCAAAAAGUACAGCCUUAAAAAAUGGUAUCGGUGCAUCCCUAGUUUUACAUUUGCACUGAACGUGAAAAAGAACAUAAAACAUAAGACAAAAAGAAACUAUCCAAAUUAACACUCAUUGGUGUAAUGUUAAAAUGCUUCAGUAGCAUUAAAAAAAAAAAAACUGUAUGGACUUUGGUAAAUACAGCCUCUGCCUGGUCUCCCCUCAUUUAGGCAUUUUGUGUGGUAGAUUUACAAUUGACCACUGAAUUGAGACUUCGGAGUACUUAUUAUGCAGAAUCCAUGUAAUGCAAGGAAUUUUGAAAAGAGUAAAUAAUAUGGGUUGGCACUUCAUGGCUCUCAUAAAGAUUAUGUACUGAUUGAAAAAUGUCACUGUUUAUCUACAGCUCCCCAUUACACAGUAUGUCAGUUUUCAAUGGUGUUUUGAAUAAAUCAUACAAACAUGGAACAAAAAUCAAGACAGCUGGACUGUCAUUGAUUUGGUGUGUUAACCAACAUUUUUUAAGCAAUGCGUGGAACCAGACUGAGUUUGGUACGCUCUAAUUUAAGAGUUUUUGUUUUCAUUAAUGCACUAAGUGUAUUUAUUUAUUUUCUAUGAUAGAACAUUUGUUGAAUGUUCUGUCUAGUGUAAAGUUUUGUACAGUGUAUAUAAUUGUAUAAUUGCCUUUACUCCAUUCUUUAAGAGUUUUUCGGAUGAAGGGCAUUGACCUUUGGUCAGUUAUAGAUGCGCUUUUUUCCAAGCACAGGGCUCCUGUUUUAAAGCUUAAAGGAAUAUUCCGGGUUCAGUGCAAGCUCAGUCGACAGCAUUUGUGGCAUAAUGUUGAUUACCACAAAAAUGUAUUUCAUUUCGUCCCUGCUUUUCUUUAAAAAAAAAAAGAAGCAAAAAUAGAGGUUACAGUGAGGCACUUACAAUGAAAGGGAAUGUGGCCAAUUUUUGGAGAGUUUAAA